CACGGUGUUCCUACAAAAUGUUGAAGAUCUUUGGAUGGUUAAAAGUGCUUUGAUGUUGCAUGAAGUGGAGGGAAGCAAUGAGUGGAGAAUCAAAUACCGUAAACAAAAUGACAAGCACUACAGAAAAGAAGCAGGGAAAUUCAGAGUCAGACUCAGGGAGCCCACAGAAGACAAAAACCAGUAAACCUGAACAAGAAAAUAAAAAAUCGAGUUCUUCAAGUGAGGAAAGUAAAUCUAGCAAGAGGAAGACUGCAGAAGGUGGGAAGGGGGAAGACGAUGGCUCUGAAUCUGCAUCUGGUUCAGAUAAAGAUAAAGCUAGUAAAGCUCAAGAAGGAAAGAAAGAUAAAGAUGUUUCAUCUGGUGAAAGCAGUAGCAGCAGCAGUAGCAGCAGCAGCAGUAGUAGCAGCAGCAGCAGCAGUAGCAGCAGCAGUACCAGUAGCAGUGGCAAAAGGUCUUCCAGAAUCAAAAAGAGAAUUGAACCUGAGCCAGCUCGAGCAACAGCAAGAAUUAGAAAGAAAAUUAUUAGGGUACGAGAGACAAGAAAGAGAGGUGAUUCUUCAUCAAGUGAUAGUAGUAGCAGUAGCAGAAGUUCAUCAGAGAGUAGUUCUGGGUCUUCAAGUGAUUCAAGUGAUUCUCGUACUUCGACAUCAGGUACUUCUUCAAGAUCAAGUUCAUCUUCAAGUAGUUCCAGUUCAUCAUCGAGCUCCGAUUCAAGAGUGCAAGUGAAGCGCAAAAAUCGGAGUGCCCCUCGCAAUGUUGAGGCUGUGCGGAAGAUGAAAGAGAGACUGAAAAUGAGACAGAAGACAAAAGAAAAUGUAAAGGAGAGAGUCAAAGUGAGACAAAGGGAAGACAGGAGAAAGCCUCAACCAAAGAUGAGAACUGUUGUUCGUUCAAGGUCACCAGGAAGACGUAAACGUAGAGAGCGCUCACCUACUCCAAAACCUACGAAGCUGCAUAUUGGUCGACUUACAAGAAAUGUGACAAGGGAGCAUAUCUAUGAAAUAUUUCAGGCGUUUGGAAAUGUAAAAAGUGUGGAAUUUCCAAUGGAUAGACUGCACCCCGGGUGUGGUAGGGGGUUUGCAUAUGUUGAAUAUGCAACACCUGCUGAGGCUGAAAGUGCAAUGAAGCAUAUGGUUGGUGGUCAGAUAGAUGGGCAGGAGAUCACUGCUGCUCUGGUGCUGAUGCCACCCAAACCAAGACCACCUCCACCUCGUCGCAGUCCUCCUCCCCGCAGACCUGUGCAUCGUUGGCCUCGUACACCACCAAGGUAUCGGCGUCGUUCACCUCCACCACCGCCACGCCGGAGAAGUCCACCUCGUCGGCGACCUUACCGCUCCAGAUCUCGUUCUCGAACACCUAUUCGUCGCAGGCGGUACAGUUAUUCAAGCUCCAGUAGUUCACACUGAUUUUGUUUGUAAAGAAACUCUUGGUGUACAUAAUGUGUUACAUGUGUAGAUUGUUGGGACACUUUCAGUAUUUAGGAGAAAAAAUAAUGCUAUCAAGGAGAUGCUUUUGCCAAAAACUGGGAAUGACAGGAAACAGGCCAAAACAUAAUUGCCAAAUUGAUUAUUGCAUGAAACUGAAGCAAUGACAGGAGGCUAAAAAGCUUAUUCUGGUGGAAACCAAUUUGUGGGUGCAAAUGAUUUUUAGAGCAAUAGAAAUUAGUGUUGGUAGUAAAAUUCGGAAAGCAUUUAAAGGUUAGGAGAUUCUAUCAUUGGGAGGAAGAGUAAGUUUAAAAAUGCAUGGUUAACUUAUCAGGUAAUGAUCUUGUGUUGGUAACUACCGUAUUUACUCGAAUCUAAGCCGCACUUUUUUUCCAGUUUCUGUAAUCCAAAAAACCGCCUGCAGCUUAGAAUCGAGUGCAAAGUAAGUGGAAGUUCUGAAAAAUGUUGAUAGGUGCCGCCACAACUAACUUCUGCCUUCGAAUAUGUGUAGCGCUACACGGGCAUGCUUUGCAGGCACAAAGAUAAAUACUGGCGCCAAAACCUCUGCAUCAGUAAAAAAAUUAAAAAAAAAGGUGGAAGACGAGCUUUUUUCUCCGCCCCGAGUUUCGAAUCACUGCAUUUUCGUACAUUAUCCGACGAAGUAAAUACAAAUUCCGUAUUGUUCAUCUUCGAAUGUAGCAGCAUUUCAAUGUACUACGAAAAUCCGACUGGCAAGACUGUUAGGGAUGUUUGUCAAUAUGGCCAACUCUACGUUCUGAAUUUUUUCCUACCUGUCAGAAGAGAUGGUUGCUAAUAGGAACUUUCAUGAAUUGUGAAUCACACGCAGUAUUUUCUUCACCAUAAGAAUAAUACGAAUAUAAACAUUUUGCCAUGCAUUCUUUCGUAUUUGCUGCUAUCGCAUUUAAAUCCUGUCUGCCUAAUAAACUACGAAACUAGAGUGAGACAACAACAAACGCGGAAGAAUAUACAUAUCAUGUAAUGUUUAUAUUCAUAUUAUUCUUAUGCCUAAUAGUGAUACAGUCAGAAUUGAAGCACGGCAAUUGACUAGAUUUUUAAAGUUAAGAUGACUAAUUUCUGUGCAGAAUAUAAUGUACUAAAGAGGCGUCUGCAAAGAUUUUCAAACGGAGAAAAAUUUUCGCUAAACUCUCGUUCAGAACAUCUUCUAUGAUACGCAGCCUAUUAUUUGGUUCUUAUUAAUCAUUACCAAAGAAAGCAGCAGUGUAAGUAACAACAAAUAGCAGUCUCUUGCCAUUGUUUCGAUAAUGAGACGAUUCAUCUCUUUUUUUUUUUUUUUUUUAAUUGUAAG
This is a messenger RNA of Schistocerca cancellata (South American locust), 2751 nucleotides long. Its product is annotated as RNA-binding protein with serine-rich domain 1-like. Gene Ontology annotation, biological process: mRNA splicing, via spliceosome. Bases 60 to 1406 code for a protein of 448 amino acids. The record is from RefSeq and is a predicted model, not a curated record. Gene Ontology annotation, molecular function: RNA binding. Lineage: Eukaryota; Metazoa; Arthropoda; Insecta; Orthoptera; Acrididae. The transcript has 9 exons. Gene Ontology annotation, cellular component: ASAP complex; nucleoplasm; cytoplasm.